AUGAAGAAGAUGAAGCUGAACCUGAUGAAGUCGGAGGAAGAAGAAGAAGAAGAAGAAGAAGAAGAAGUUGAGGAAUCAGCGGCGGGCGUUAAGCGUUGCGUUGCAGGGAUUCGGCGUGGUGGCAGAGGCUGCGGUGCGUGGCAAGAAGUUUGCAAGGGGGUUCGACCGAAAGAGGGAAAAAAUGUCUACGUGCCGGCUGACUUGUCGGGUGUCAUGCUGUGCGAUGGUGUUGCUUGCGUGGCUCAGGGGCGAGUCAGGGGCCAGCGGAAGAAGAAACGGCCAAAGGAAGCGCCAGGCGAGAAGUUCUGGCUCUGGCGGAGACUUGCCCUGCCUUGA
Messenger RNA from Nannizzia gypsea CBS 118893, 336 nucleotides. RefSeq lists its product as hypothetical. Bases 1 to 336 code for a protein of 111 amino acids. The record is from RefSeq and is a predicted model, not a curated record. The transcript is spliced from 3 exons. Lineage: Eukaryota; Fungi; Ascomycota; Eurotiomycetes; Onygenales; Arthrodermataceae.